AUGGGCAGAAAUCAAAAGGUGGAAAGUAGCAUUAGAGUAUAUAUAUUUGUGUAUCCUAUUUCGCAAUGCUUCUGGGGCCAUUCUCCAACGAAAAUGACUUAUUCUGAUGAUCCAAUAAAAGAAACGAUAUCUAUUUUUAGGUCCCUCUUGAAAGAUGAGAGCUUAGACUUACCUGAUGAAUGCAAAAAACUAGUAGAUCAAACAGAAUUUGUAAACAGCGGCCAGCGUCUCAAAAUUCCUUGCCCUCUUAAGGAAUGCGAGGUUUCAGCAGCCCUUAAAGGUGUUGAGUCGUUGGCAGCACUAAGUUUGGUAAAGUUGAGAUUUGGUAUCGAAGACAAAGCAAAAAUUGACUUGUUCCAUUCAAAUUUGUUUUUGAUUCUGACCUAUCUUGCCUCAAUUGACGGCCAAACAAAGCUUGAUGAAAAAGUGAAACUGAAAUUGAAACCAACAGACUUAUAUCAGGCUCAAUCGAUCACCUACAGAAGAAUGGCUGCCAAUUUGUAUAGAACAAAAGACAAUCGUUUUUACCAUAUUCAUGGAUCCUUGGAAGCAUCAAAGACUUUGAACAUGAUUGGAUUACCUGCUUAUAAUCCUAAGGUUGUGAACUAUCACCAAGUUGUUGAUUGUAUUCAGACUGCUGUUUCCAAGUAUACAUGCGGUGAGUUGGAGGCAUUGAAUGUGCAAAACCGACAAGCCGGAAUAGAAGCAUUAAAAUAUGAGCAAUUUUUAGAUACAGACCACGGGAAGGUAAUCUCUUCGAAGCCAUUAUGGGAGAUUGAUUGCAUCGAAAAUGAAACUUUGCCUGUUGCCUUCUCAGAAUCGAUUUCCACAAAAGGCAAAAAAGCUCUUGAAGGAGUGAAGGUUUUGGAGCUUUGUCGAAUAAUUGCAGGACCAACAAUUGGCCGUAUUCUAGCUGAAUAUGGCGCCACUGUAGUGAAAGUAACCUCACCAGACCUUCCAGAUGUUCCUUUUUUUCAGGUCGAAGGCAACAUGGGGAAACAUGCAACUGAUUUAAAUUUGAAAAAUGAAAAUGACAGAAAGAUCUUUGAAAGCUUAUUAGAGGAUGCAGAUGUCAUAAUCGAUGGAUACAGAACAAACGCUAUAGAAAAGCUAGGAUAUGGGCCAAGUGAGAUCCAAAAUCUUGCUAAAAAAAGAGGAAAAGGUUACAUAUAUGCUUCGGAAAAUUGUUUCGGGUUUGAAGGUGCAUGGUCCGAGAGGCCAGGUUGGCAACAAAUAGCCGAUUGUGCCACCGGAGUUGCAUGGGCUCAAGGAACAGCCCUUGGUCUUAAUGAACCUAUGGUUCCACCUUUCCCAAUGAGUGACUAUGGGACAGGCUGUAUAGUUGCAACGGCAGUAUUAAUUGCAAUACACAAGAGGGCUACAAAAGGAGGAAGUUAUUGGUGCAAAUCGUCUUUAGUUCAAUAUGAUUUGCUUUUGUUGAAACAGGGCAAAUAUCCUUCAACAUUGUGGCGUGAAAUUUUAGCAGAGCAAGAUGAUGAUGUUUUCAAAUUACGCUAUUAUGAUUCAGUUGAUAAGAUUUCGUCAACAGCUUUGAAGUCGCUCAAAAAGUCCUGUCCUAAGAUUUUUGAAGAACUGGAAGAGUAUUAUACAAAAGCGUAUUCUGAUGGCUUCAAUGGAGAACUUUGCGUUUUGAAGCCAGUUGUAGAAUACGAGAAAACUCAAGUGGGAUAUUCCUGUCCUAGUAGACCGAAUGGAUUUGAUCGCCCAGAAUGGUGGUGA
Messenger RNA from Priceomyces carsonii, 1740 nucleotides. RefSeq lists its product as uncharacterized. Gene Ontology annotation, molecular function: catalytic activity. The transcript has a single exon. The coding region runs from base 1 to 1740 and encodes 579 amino acids. The record is from RefSeq and is a predicted model, not a curated record. NCBI's taxonomy places the organism in Eukaryota, Fungi, Ascomycota, Pichiomycetes, Serinales, Debaryomycetaceae.